Molecule: messenger RNA, 1452 nt
Organism: Pelobates fuscus (common spadefoot toad)
Lineage: Eukaryota; Metazoa; Chordata; Amphibia; Anura; Pelobatidae
Product: cytochrome P450 2G1-like
Exons: 10
Coding region: 1-1452 (483 amino acids)
Biological process (GO): xenobiotic metabolic process
Cellular component (GO): intracellular membrane-bounded organelle; cytoplasm
Molecular function (GO): iron ion binding; heme binding; oxidoreductase activity, acting on paired donors, with incorporation or reduction of molecular oxygen, reduced flavin or flavoprotein as one donor, and incorporation of one atom of oxygen
Source: RefSeq, a predicted model, not a curated record
AUGAAUUCCUCCGAAUAUCUGAUGCUCCUCUUGGCUCUCUUCAUCUCCUGCUUUUUUCUAGUUGUUGAAGUUAAGAAGUUUUUUAGGAAGAAUGGUAAACUUCCGUCCGGACCCACACGUCUUCCAUUCUUUGGAAAUUAUCUGCAAUUAAGAAACAAAGAAUAUGCAAAGACAAUAAGCAAUUUCCACAAAAAGUAUGGUGAUGUCUGUACGAUUUACCUGGGGUCCCAGCCAGUGAUAUUGGUCACUGGAUACCAGGCCGUGAAAGAAGUCUUAGUGGACAGAGGAGAUGACUUCUUGGCUCGAGGAGAGUUAGCUGCCUUUGACAGUAGCUACAAGAACUAUGGUUUGGCUUUCACCAGUAACAUUAACCGGUGGCGAGAGCUCCAACGCUUCUCUAUCUCUGUCUUACGAGAUUUUGGGAUGGGGAAGAAGAGCAUAGAAGAAAGAAUUCUAGAAGAAGCUGCAUGUCUAGUAAGAGAGCUGAAAAGGAUGAAAGGACCCUCUGAUAAUGUUAUCUUCUCCAUCAUGUUUGGAUAUCGCCAGGAUUAUGAUGACGAAGAGCUUCUUAAUGUAUUAAAAUAUAUCCAUGAAGUGGCAGCUAUUAUAUGUUCACCUUGGGGGCAGCUCUAUGAAAUGCUCCCGAGGUUUGUUCCUGGUCCACACCAAAUGAUAUUUAAAUACAUGGAAAAGCUACUGCUUUUUGUAGAGAAGAGGAUUAAAGUGAAUAAGAAAACACUGGAUGCUGAUAAUCCAAGGGACUAUGUUGAUGCUUUCCUCAUUAAAAUGGAAAAGGAAAAGAUGACUCCACUAAGUGAAUACACACUAAGAAACCUGGUGUGCAGCACUCUACAGAUCUUCUUUGCUGGGGUGGAGACCAUGAGCAGCACAUUGGCGUAUUCUUUUCUAAUUAUGAUGAAAUAUCCAGACAUCCUCGCCAAAGUCCAUGAAGAACUUGACCGAGUCAUAGGAAGAAACCGCAGCCCAAAGCUACAAGACCGCAUCCAGAUGCCGUAUACUUGUCACGUCAUCCAUGAAAUGCAAAGAUGUAUAGACCUCCUGCCAUUGGGGAUGCCACGGAAAACUACAAGAGAUAUUAAUUUUCGAGGUUACUCCAUUCCUAAGGAUACGUGUGUUUUCCCGAUACUUUCCUCGGUAUUAAAAGACCCAUCCUGUUUCCCUUUCCCAACACAAUUCAACCCCCAGAAUUUUCUUGAUGAAAAAGGUGAAUUUAAGAAGAAUGAUGCUUCCAUGCCUCUCGCUGCAGGAAAGCGAAACUGCCUUGGAGAGGCUCUAGUUAGGAUGGAGCUCUACCUCUUCAUAGUUACUGUGCUACAAAACUUCACCCUGAAAUCUCCCGUACCGAUUGAGGAGCUGGACAUUACACCAGUGUAUGGACUGGGGAACCUUCCAAAGCCUUACACAAUUUCAUUUAUCCCCCGUUUUACUUGA